GUAAUUCAGCCCAAAGCAUCUGAACACAUGCAGGAAUGUUUACAAUUCUUAAGUUCAUGAGGUGUCUUUGAAGGCAUCUUUUAACUGGAAGUGCACAGAGUAGAAAGAAGUUAUUUAGAUUGGCAUGUCGCAUCGAUGUCGCAGAGCAGCCAACAUAAUGACUGAUUGUUGUGGUGCGUGAUGGUGCGUAGCAGCUCGUACACAUCCAGCAUGUGCACAGGCUGUGGUGUUGCUGUGAUACUACCAACAGGCGGGACUGUGGCUCCGCAGUGUGUGUGUGUGUGUGUGUGUGUGUGUGUGUGUGCGAGCUGCACAGCUGGAACCCGAGCAGAAAGCUGGUACGCGGUCCAGCUGCGACCAGAUGACUGCAACACCAACACACACAUCUCCUCCACAACUUGCUGCAUAAAGUGCGCCAGGAGGGGGACUUGUUGGGUUAAUGUGCCGUGAAGAAAAAAAAAAACCCGCAUAGCUCAGUCAGAGGAGCGUCUGCAGCAACUCUGAAGAAGGAUCCGAGCGUCUCCUGAUGAGUGCCUCUCUCUUGACCUGGUGUCCCUGCUUCGUCGCCUUCACACGCGUUUUGAGUUCCUGCUUGUGAUGUAACGUUUUUUCAUCUCAGUGCUCACUCUACAACUGUUAUCACUGAAGCCUCCUCUAGAAGAGUAUGGGACCCUUCAAACUCUAAAGAGGCACGAGAGUCGACCCAGAGAGAGUAACGAGGGGAAUACCUGAGAGGAGAGAGAGCAAGGAUGGAGUCCAUACUAUCGGAGCAGUCGGCCACAGUGGACGAGCUGGUGGAGGCCUGCAUACAAGCAUUUGAUGAAAAGGGCACUUUGAAGGACAUUAACUUGGUCCGCAUGUUCCUCAUGAUGCAACCUUGGUACGUCCCUUCAACGGACAUGGCUCAGCAGCUGGUGCUCAAAUCUCAAGACGAGAGCUGUUCUGCAGAGCGCCGGACAAGAAUAUGUCACCUUGUCAAGUACUGGAUCACUGAGUUUCCAGCAGAGUUCAAUCUGAACCCAGAGCUGGCCGACCAGAUCAAAGACUUUAAAGACCUCCUGACCACCGAGGGAAACCAGAGCCAGAGUCAGCUCAUUGACCUCGACAGUGUGCCGUCAUAUCAAUGGAAGCGGCAGGUGACUCAGCGUGUCCCAUCAGUGUCCAAAAAGAGGAAGAUGUCCCUUCUGUUUGACCACCUGGAUUCCUGUGAACUGGCUGAACACCUGACCUACCUGGAGUACAAAUCCUUCUGCAAGAUCCUGUUUCAGGAUUACCACAGCUUUGUGAUGCACGGCUGCACAGUGGAUAACCCCAUCCUGGAGCGCUUCAUCACCCUCUUCAACAGUGUCUCCCAGUGGAUCCAGCUCAUGGUGCUCAGCAAGCCCACCGCCCCGCAGAGAGCUGCCGUCAUCUCCCACUUCAUCAGAGUGGCACAGAAGCUCCUACAAUUGCAGAACUUCAACACCCUGAUGGCGGUGGUGGGCGGCCUCAGCAACAGCUCCAUCUCCCGCCUCAAAGACACGCAGACCCACAUCAGCGCAGAGACCAACAAGAUUUUUAACAACCUGAUCGAACUGGUGACAUCAUGCGGAAACUACAGUCAGUACCGCAAACGCUUCUCCGAGUGCGCCGGCUUCCGCUUCCCCAUCCUCGGCGUGCACCUGAAAGACCUCAUCGCCGUGCAUGUGGCGCUGACCGACUGGGCGGACAAAGAGAAAACACGCGUCAACCUCACUAAGACCCAACAGCUGUACACCAUACUGCGAGAGCUGGCCAUGAUACAGACCACGCCGCCCAGCAUCGAUGCCAACACAGACCUGCUCAACCUGCUCACGGUGUCUCUGGAUCAGUACCACACAGAGGAGGAGAUCUAUCAGAUGUCUCUACAGAGAGAGCCUCGUAAACCAGCGCAGAACUCCAGCCCUGCCCCCGUGCCUGAACCCAAGCCCACCAUGAUCGAUGAGUGGGCCGUGUCCGUGAAGCCCAACGCCGACCCGACCAUCAUCAAGAAGCACAUCGAGAAGAUGGUGGAGUCUGUCUUCAGGAACUUUGACACUGACGGUGACGGCAACAUCUCCAGGGAUGAGUUUGAAGCGAUCAGGAACAACUUCCCUUACCUCAGCAAGUUUGGAGAACUGGACAAGAACCAAGAUGGGCAGAUCAGCCGAGAGGAGAUGAUCGACUACUUCAUGAAAGCCAGCUCUCUGCUCAACUGCAAGAUGGGUUUCAUCCACACUUUCACCGAGGCGACCUACGUCAAGCCCACGUUCUGUGAGCACUGCGCUGGAUUUAUAUGGGGCUUCUACAAGCAAGGCUACAAAUGUAAAGCCUGCGGGGUCAACUGCCACAAGGCCUGUCGGAGCCGCCUGGCUGUCGAGUGCCGAAAGAGGACCAAGAGCAUCAGCCACGAGACGCCACCCAGCCUGCAGGCCAGAUCCUACAGCUUCCCUCCACCUGCCAACACCCCACCCAGCCUGCAGAACACAGUAAUUGCUGAGGAGGACAUAGAGUCAGUGGAGGAAGGAGUGUUUGAUGUCCACCUAUAACCAGACUCCCUCCUACGGGUGGUGUGUGCAAGGAGCCAAAUGAGCGUCUGUCAGGGGGGGGAGGCCAGACACAGAAUGUGCAACAGUAUGUCAGUUUCACAGCCCUCAACACUUGGGGAGGAAUUGCACUGAACACAAGCCAGGAUUACUACAUGCUGCCACUCGGUGGAAACUUACUGCAACAGCAAGUCCAGCUCAACUCCCAAGGAUCACGAGGACCAAUGUGAAUGGAAAAGUCUCCGUGUGAUUUCUGUGUACAAAUUUAGAUUCUCUUGUCAGCCAAAAGUGUGUCUGUAAAAACUUCCAGAAUAAUCCACAAAUUGUAUUUUAUUGUUGCUGGAAUGUUAAAGUCAGUGGAGUUUGCGGCUAAAUGUAAUCUUCUUUGUUUUUCUGUACAACAUAAAAGGGGUGCUGUUAUCGCCAAGAAUGUCAACUGCCACCCUGACUAGAAGAUACUUUUGUUUGUGUAUCAUCCUUUUAAAAAAAAGAUUUCUAUAUGGACUAAUAUUGGGACCAAUUUUGAUGUCAGAUAACAUAUUGUUGAUUUGUGGUGCUUGCCUGAAGCUUGAUGACAAAAACAACCAACAAAAGAAACAUCAGACUCUGUGGACAUUGAUGAUGAUGAGGAGGAUGGACUCUGAACAAAAUAUUUUUUGUCAUGUUUACCUGAAUAUCAGUAACUGUCCUAUCGGUAUUGCUUUUGUGAUGUUUUCAGUCUGCAGUAGCGUCUUGUAUCAGUGCACUGAUUGUACUGUGAAUGUAGCAAAAAGAGGAAAAAUGCUGCUGUUGGAUGAAGAACUCAUAAUCAGCAGAAAGCAAAACAGUUUUAACUACCUGCUAAUUCAUUCCCAUUAGGUUUUAGUGAGCUUUGAAGUUCCAUCAGUAAAAAAAAGAAGCCAAAAACUGGAGUAAUGAGACUGAAAUUGUUGAACAGCAGUGUAUAAAUAUAUGAUUUCCCUGAGAAUCUGUUUUUGAUGCAAGUGAUUAAGUAUUUUGCUGUUUUUUACCCCGCAUGCUUCCCUCUUCACAGCUCUAUUCUCCGGCCAGACGUCUCCAUUGCUGAGGAUUUUUUUUAUUUCUUAAAUGUAGCAUGCCGAGUCAUCAUUUAUUAAUCAAUUGUGAAGUCUUGAAAAUGCCUGAGAAGGGAACCGUUUCUGUCGCUUUGUGCCUGUGGAGAGAUGAAUUCCGACUUUGAGUGUCAUAUUGUUGACUUGCUGGUUUGAACAUUGAAUGAGACUCCGCUCGUCGCCGGUAUUUAUUUUUUUGUCUGUAUAAAUAGCUGAAUAGCUGCCGGUCCUUCUGUGUCACUCCCUACCUGAUGAAGGAUGUUUGUUGUCAUUCUGUGAAUGAAUCUUUCAGACUGAUGUCAUGCUAAUCCCUGUUGGUCCCCCUGAUGAUUCCUCAGUAUUAAAAGCAGCGAGCACCAUUCUAAUAUUUGUUCUGGUGAGGCUUUUGUGACUAAAAUGAAUGAAAAAUGAUGUCUUCAAA
Molecule: messenger RNA, 4034 nt
Organism: Labrus bergylta (ballan wrasse)
Lineage: Eukaryota; Metazoa; Chordata; Actinopteri; Labriformes; Labridae
Product: RAS guanyl-releasing protein 2
Biological process (GO): Ras protein signal transduction; positive regulation of GTPase activity
Cellular component (GO): plasma membrane
Molecular function (GO): guanyl-nucleotide exchange factor activity; calcium ion binding
Source: RefSeq, a predicted model, not a curated record